AUGAAUUGUCUGUUGACCAAGAUUGCUAGUGAGCGUCCCAGCGCCCUAGCUAUUGAGGAUGGCACGCAUACCCUGACAUACAAUGACCUUUUGGAGCAAGCGGGCUCCCUGAUGCAAGCCAUCUCGAAGUAUCCCGUCGAGGCCGAAGAGCCCAUUGCCAUAAUCUUCGGCCCAAGCGCCGAGAUGGUUGUUGCCCAGGUGGCGCUUCUUCGUCUGAACCUGACAUGUGUGCCCUUGAACCCUGACCUUCCCAAGCUCCGUAUCCGGGAGAUGCUUGGUGACAUCAAAGUUCGAUACGCCAUCACCCCCGGUGGAUUCGAGGACCUGGGUCUUUCGAUGAUACCGAUGUCAUUGGAUAAACCUGCGAGCUACCAUCAAGACUCAUCGUCUCACCAGGCUCCGAUUGGAGAGGCAAGCCGAAGCCAUAUUCUUUACACGUCUGGAUCAACUGGCAAGCCCAAGGCAGUUCAGAUUUCGCCUACCUGCCUGGUUCAUCUUGCCACCGCGACUGCGCUCACGCCGCUCAAAGCAAAUGAUCGAGUCUCAAUGAUCAAUAACUCGGGAUUUGACUUGUCGCUUUUUGAAGUGUGGGCUACGCUUCUUUCGGGUGCCUGUAUUGUCGUUGUUCCCAGGGAGGUUGUGAUUGACCCUCUUGCGUUCCGGAACUUUAUUGCAGAACGCCGGUUAAGUGUUGUAUUUUUGACUACUUCGCUCUUCAAUGCAACAGCUUUAGCCUGCCCUACAGCUUUCAAAAACGCCCGGGAGGUCCUUUGUGCUGGUGAAGUUGCAAGCCCUCUAGCCAUGCGGACGAUUCUAGAGUCCGGAGGACCACCUGAACGUCUCUGGAACACGUAUGGCCCAACCGAGACGACGACCUAUUCGACACUUCAACUUGUAACUCCCGAUGAAGCUCAGGGUGAGAAGAUUGGCAUCGGUCGGCCCAGCGGCGACAGUGUCUUCUUGAUGGAUGAGAAUCUCACGCUGAUCACCACAGCCGAAACACCUGGAGAGAUUUUCAUCGGUGGUCCAGGAAUGUCAUCUGGCUACAUCGGAAGACCAGAAGAGACUGCGGCGCGUUUCCUCAAAUUUUCUGGUUCGAAGCUAGGAGUUGAAAACCAGAAUACGGUGACUUUAUACAAGACAGGAGAUUUGGGACAGUGGAGAGACCAACCUUCUGGUAUACUUGAUUUUGUGGGACGAGCCGACCGACAAGUCAAACAAGACGGGUUCCGUGUUGAGCUAGAGGAGAUCGAGCGGAAAUUGCUUUCGAGUGAAUGGUUUACCGCAGUUGUAGUGGAGCAGGUUCAGCAGCAUGAACAGGCCAACCCGUUCCUUGUUGCAUUCGUUACGAAUCGAGUGGCUGGCAUUCCGAAGAGCCUGAUCUUUGCAUGGGCAUCAGAAAGAAUGCCGGCGUAUAUGAUACCGCGGGCGAUUGUUUUCUGCUCGAGCUUCCCCCUGACAGCGAGCAACAAAGUGGAUCUGAAAUCACUUAAGAAAUCAUACUGGGAGGAGUAUGAAAAGGCGCAAAAGACGACCAAUGACGGGGUGGUGACACGAAAUUCAUCGCCAUGCAAGUUACGAGUAACGAUGGGGAAAACAGUUUCCAUGAGAGCCCUGCACCAAAACUCCCGGUUCAUGGACUUUGUCGCUUAUUUAGUCGAGUUUGCCGAAGGGAAUGUGGCAACACAUCAAUCUGACAAGUGGAAACGAGAUUCCUGUCUGGCAGAUGAGCUUACUGCCAUCCCAGGAAAAACUCCAGAAUGGCUCUCAGAGGGUGAAGGUCGUGCUUUUAUGACUGGGGCAACUGGAUUCGUCGGUGUCAAUUUCCUUGCUCGCCUUCUUCGCCAUCCAUCUGUGAAGCACGUUGCUUGCCUUGUACGGACCAGAAACAAUACAGCACCUCGUCUUCGUGUUGAGCAAGUUUUGAGGAAGUAUGACCUGUGGGAUACUACCGCUUCCAGUUUUGCCAAGCUUAUAGUACUUGAUGGUGACAUUACUCAAGACAGACUUGGCCUUGGCCCGGAUGAUUUCUCCUGGCUCUCGCAGUGGGCAAGCUGUGUGUUCCACCUGGGAGCGAAAGUAAAUUUCUGCGAGCCUUACGAAGCUCAUUUCGAAACGAACGUCUUGGGCACGAAGCACGCACUCCAAGUUGCCACCGCCGGCCGACGAAAGUCAUUCCACUUCACUUCCAGUAUUGACGCAUGGGGUCCAAAUGGUUUGAUCCUGGGCACCCGCAGAUGUCUCGAAGAUGAUACUCUCGAGCCAAACCUGAAAGGACUUCCAUACGACAUCGGAUACGCAGCCAGUAAAUGGGUAUCGGAAACGAUGGUGCGUCGUGCUCGCGAUCGAGGUGUUCCGACAGCGAUUUAUCGACCCGGAUUUGUCAUUGGAGACUCCAAAACGGGCGCUGGAAAUCCAGACGAUUUCUUUGCUCGUCUCAUGGUUGGAUCGAUUCAGAUCGGGGCGUUUCCUCACUUGCCUCGACAACGGAUGGAAUAUGUGACGACAGACUAUGUCUGCGAUGCCAUGCUACAUAUUGCUUCCAACAACCAAAACCUGGAUAACUCGUUUAGUCUUGUGGCUCCUGAUCCUUCUGAUUCGGUGAACUUGGAAAAGACAGCUGAGGUCAUCAAUAAUGCUGGGCAUCCUGUGCAGAGGAUCCCAUACUGGGACUGGGUGAAGAGGCUCCAUGACCCUAAGAAUAAAGAUAACCCUCUGAUGCCUUUGAUGCCUCUUUUGCAAGAGAAAGUCUGGGGUGAGCUGACGAGAUUUGAGACAAGUCGGGAUACGCCUCAUUAUGAUGCUACUAAGGCUGUAACCGCUCUUGCAGACGCUCCAAACAUCAGAUAUGUUCCCUUCAGUCCUGGUCAGCUGAAUCAGUUCUUGGCCUUCUGGAAAGCAAAGGGCUUUUAUGACGUUUGA
Penicillium cosmopolitanum is the source of this 2922-nucleotide messenger RNA. RefSeq lists its product as uncharacterized. Lineage: Eukaryota; Fungi; Ascomycota; Eurotiomycetes; Eurotiales; Aspergillaceae. The record is from RefSeq and is a predicted model, not a curated record. The transcript is spliced from 2 exons. The coding region runs from base 1 to 2922 and encodes 973 amino acids.